AUGCAGUUCCUCCUCUCAGCUUGGGCAUUUGCCCAAACUGUAUUCGACUUCACGCUCAUCUCCAACUAUGACUCCAGCAUGUCACUCACUUCAACCAGGCAUGCACAUGGCCUGAGACAAUCCAGAGCGCGUGCAGCUGCCUCCGACGUCGCCAUGCGCGCUUUCAAAGCCGAAGCCCUCGCAAGCAACGCGAGCUUCCUGCAGAGGCUCGACCCCGACGGGUGUCGCCACGUCUCCCACAACUUCCUCAACUUCCAGACCUACCCCGGCUACGACAACUCAAUCGGAGUGAGCGGGGCUGGUCCAAACGGGUACAGGAUGUUCAGUUCAACAUCCGAUAUCAACGACCCCAACACGGAGAGUCGGCUUCGCUACGAUUUCGUUUUCAAUGACGGUAGCGCUCCCUACACGAGCAUCUGGAUUACCAUGCGCGGAGCCCCAGAUAGCGGUAAAAACUCCAACGUCGUCCUCCGCGAAGGGCUCUGCGUCGUCGGUCCCCUCGACCCCAACGGCAGCCACUACCACGACUGCGACGAGAUCGACAUCGCAGAGAUCUACGGUGGCGGGAACAACCAAGCCGAAUUCACAUUCUACACCGGCUCUGGCUCGUACAUCCCUGGCAAGCCACCCCAGCGCCAGGGCGGCGGGGUGUACACCGACACCACCAAUGGCGCGGCUGGCCAACAGUUUUACGAAUACCAGCUGUAUUUGGAACAGGGAAAGUACCUUACGUUCACUAUUGCGGAUGUGAAGACUGGGCAGACGAUUGGGAAGCGGGAUUAUGGGCCUCCAGGUAUCCCAUCGAAGCCGUUGAACUUUUUCAUGGGGGAGUACAAUUUUCGAGGAUUCGAGACCUACAUGUCACGCACUCUCCAAACGACUGUGUCCAAACUCCACCCCGUUGUUUAUGAGUUCCUCCUGCAUGCGUGUAUAUGUUGCCGAGAAGCUGUUGCAAUUUCUACUGACCAAAAUUCGUGUGGUGUCUGUCCCCCUCAAACCACGACAUAUCCGGCAUUGGUUUUGAAUGAAGAAUGGAGUUAUGCCACUUGUACUCCGUCACCUCUCGAACCUUGGCAAGUUGGAGGCUCUUUCGAUGUUCAGGUUGCAGCGCUAGCACCCCAUUACACCAACCUCUACGAACCUCCACACACUUUCCCUCCUCGAUCGCUCGCCUAG
Molecule: messenger RNA, 1176 nt
Organism: Laccaria bicolor S238N-H82
Lineage: Eukaryota; Fungi; Basidiomycota; Agaricomycetes; Agaricales; Hydnangiaceae
Exons: 3
Coding region: 1-1176 (391 amino acids)
Source: RefSeq, a predicted model, not a curated record